CGAUACUCCAGAGCCAAUCAUAUUGCCUCUUCCUGAUUUUGUUCGAAGCUCAGUAUAGAAAAACAUCUCAAGUUUGAUGCAAAUAUAGAACGAUCUCCUUUGUCCAAACUUUACAUCCGACCACCGACGAAUCUAUAGCCCUACCAACGACUCGAGCAAGAUAUGUCGGCACGAGGCGCACGUAGUCGAAAGGUACAGCAGAAAGAAGUCGAGAAGAAAGAGAAGAAGGCGGUUGUAAAGGGAAAGGCUCCCGAACGGAUACAGGAAAACCAUGAUGCGUUUACAGAGUGGCGACCAUCACCAAACUCUAGUAAUCCCAGGGGUGGGAUUCAACGCUCCCUUACAGUUUCCAGCAACAACAGUCAUGCAACAUCGCGAAGCAGUUCUACGCACGAUGGUGGCAGCAGCAGUCGACCACGACUACAUACUCUUCCAUCCGACGUCUCUUCCGGAAGUCGACCUCCGCCAACGAAUUCUUCUAGAGCCGAAUCCGUAUCAGACAACUCGGCAAAAGGCAAGGACAAGACAAAGUACCAGGCAAAAGGUAAAGAUACAAAAGCUCCUCGCGGUAGAGGGGGAGGAGUGCCAAUAAAGAAGAGCGUUGCACCGACGCCCACGCCUCCUGUCUUUAGGUCUGAAUCGUCCGCGUCCUACGCCUUUCCAACCGACCAGAAAACAUGGCUGAACUUCAAGGUUUGGACGGAUGGCAAAGAUGGCAUGCGCCCAUAUGGAGGGUUCGACUACGAUGAAGAUAUGCAGCACGGUAGUGUGCUUAUCUAUUUCAAAGAGGAGCAGGUAGACGAGGAUCGCCCAGUCCCUUCGAUCCGGGCUGAUUUGGAGGUCCUUCAAAAUUCAGGCUCCACUUGGCUGAGUAAUGCCUUGUUGUACGGUCAAAUAGACGAUAACGACGUCGAUGACUGGGCGCUUUCGGAGAGCGCAAGUUCACCAUCGCAGCCUUUCUCCCCGAAUUUUCCACAACCUACACAACGGCGGAUGUUAGGUCCAACAUCACCAGGCGGACGAUCUCCGCCGCCUUUUGACAUCGACCAGUCACAUAGCAUAGAUUCUCGGACUACUUCUAGAGCUUAUCAUCCAUCUGAAGCCUCCCAUCGACACUACACCAAUUCGCCACCUCCUUUUCAACAGAGUUUCCAACGCAACCCAACCCACGAGAUAUGGUUCACCGCGCCCGAAAACAUAAGGACACCUCAGGGGCAGAGACUCCAUCACGUUGCUAUUCGUAAUUUCCUGGCCAUAUUGCAUGGCAAACCUAUAGUUGGAGCAGACGUGUAUGACAUGCUGAGUACACUCCAACCCCAGAUACAUAUCAUGUACGAUCUUGACACGGACGCUCGAUCUGGAAUGACAGCUAGGGAACGUAGUGUCCAAAUGAUUACAGAAUACCUUGGCCGAUAUGGUAUCGAUGACUUACGCAACAAUAUUCGACGAGCUCUUGGGCUUUUGGCAUGGGCAGAACAGGACACUAUCAAGUGGCGACAAGGCUACCUCGAGAGCUUUGUACACUUAGCUGGUGUCAUGACACCGGAAAUAGAGGACCACCCGGAUUUCAAACGCCUCUCUGUGGUCACAAGGCGGAACCUCGGUUUAGCUGCGAAGACACUGCAAUUGCGCGUCAUGGAAGCAGAGGAAAAACUGUCCAACUUCGACUUCAGUGAUCUCUGGGAAGACACACUGAAAACUGCGAAUAGCCCAGUCUAUCAGAGCUACCAGUCGUUUCGCCAGUUCCUUAUUGGUCAUUUCACCCGCAUAUACGGUAAUUGGCCACCGACCUCCGACAAGACAUGGCUUAAUCGCAAGGUUGUGAACGCUAUGCAAGAAGAUUUUGGUUCUCUGUACGAUUAUUUCGUCGACCGAGACGUGAUAUGGAAUCCUCGAGAGGAGCGAGCAUCUCGUAAAUGGGAGAUGGCUCAUCGAAAAAAUGACAAUUUCAGUGCAGACUUGCCAGAGCUCGGUAUGACGGAUAUGCUGGUCACUUACGAUGCAAAGAACGGGUAUGCACACAUUCCGCAUCCGUACCCCUUACUUCCUAGAGAGGUACCAAAGACGGGCAAGGACAAGGAGAAAAAGAGCUUCUUCUCUUCACUGAAAAAGGAUAAGCCCAAGGAUACCACAAAGGACGCAAAAGCACAACUGCAGCUCUCCAUUAUCUUUAGCGAUGCAACGAAUAUCGAGAAACUAGACGUUAACUUCAACGGAUCUACGCUUAUUGACAAGUUCGAACAGUUCGAGCUCACCACCGACUUGAAACACAUGACACCGCGCGAAGCACGUCUAGGACGUUGGGUGCUUCUGUACGGCGUGCUACAAGUCUUGUCAACUCUAUCUGUCGACGUCCAAAGCCUGAAGCACACGGACGGCGUACGGUACUUCCUGAACACCGAUCUCAAGCGCAUGCCUGAGUGGGUAAGCAACGGUCAGAUAGAGCAUCUAGAAGCUAGGCAGCAACGAUCUUGGUGUUGGCAGCGCGCAUGGGAUCCAAUGCCUGCGCAACCUGCGCCUGUAGAGCUCGAUGCAACACCGAACAGCGAACGUACGAGCCACCAUGAAGAUGCACGACACGCUGAGAUAGCAGGUCAUAACUUUCCUAGUCCACCACCGCAACAUGCACUCCCUCCCCCACCGCAGCACGCACUUCCUCCACCCCCACCAAGUCUCGACGGCGCAACACUGAUGCAGAACGACAUCCGCCGCCUAGGAGAGAAGAUCAACAACCUCCACCUCUCUCACAACGCUGGCAAUCAUUUCCGUCAAGAAUUCGAACGCCGCCGCGAAAACGAAAAAGUCAUACAAGACGAAUUCACCGAUCGCAAACCACGUUUACAAGGCGAGACGUUCGGGCCUCGAGCAGCUCGCGACAGAAAUACUGACAAUACCUUCAACCCGCGAAUGGAUUCUCUCCCACGUUCCCGCGACCGCGAUGCGCCACCCAGAAGCCAAUCGCGCAUGGACGACAGUUUUCGCCUCACAGAAUCCGACUUCUCGCCGCAUGCCCACACCAACGAUUUCAUCGACCGUCAGCAAGCCUCCCUCUCACCACCUGCACUCCACUCGGGUCUCCACAGUCAUACGAACAGUCUGAAUACCGAUCUGGGCGCUUACCCUUUCAACGUGAAUGAAAAUGAGAUGCAGUGGCCGGUUCCCCCAGGGUACAAUGAAAGCAAUCAUUCGUGGAGGGAAGGGAGGGAGAGCACAGUGCUAGGGGAAGGAUAUGGAGCCAUGGACUUUGGUAUGAGGGAUGGUGUAGGUGAGGGCAGGAAUGAAGGGAUGCAGGGCACGGGGAUGAGAAGGACACCUAGAAGGGUGCAUGAGAGAAGUGGGUGGGAUUAGUGUGGACUUGGUAGGAAGGCGGAAGUUGGCAUGCGCGUGGAUUUUUAAUUGGAUAUACCCUCUUGUUUUCAUUUGUGUUCUUUCUUGGAUUAGCAAAGGAGAACAA
Alternaria alternata is the source of this 3454-nucleotide messenger RNA. RefSeq lists its product as hypothetical. Lineage: Eukaryota; Fungi; Ascomycota; Dothideomycetes; Pleosporales; Pleosporaceae. The transcript is spliced from 3 exons. The coding region runs from base 163 to 3348 and encodes 1061 amino acids. The record is from RefSeq and is a predicted model, not a curated record.